AUGACAACACAGCGUCCAGUAUCCGAACAGUUUAAUCUUCAACAAAAGCCAGGAUCUAACCUACAGUAUAGGCAAUCAGCGGACCUUUCGCACUUGGGACAACCACCAGCUAAUCAUAGGACUUCUCGUCCAACCUCCGAAAUAUUCUCCGCUAAUAAUCAUAAUACAUACCAAUCACCUGAAGCUGAAGCUAUUGACAAAUGGUUUGAAGAUCUUCAACAUUAUGAACAGACUCUUGAAGAAAUGGCUACUGCAAGUUUAGAUCAAAAUUUUAAAGAAGAACUUAGCGCUAUCGAACAAUGGUUUCGAGUAUUAUCUGAAGCAGAACGAACUGCAGCUUUGUAUAGUUUAUUACAACAUUCAACUCAAGUACAAAUACGGUUCUUUAUAACAGUUCUGCAACAAAUGGCAAGAAGUGAUCCAAUGGGUGCACUUUUGUCUCCAGCAAAUCCAGAGAAAGAUCUUAUGCAAGCACAAUUAGCUGGUGCCAUGGCAAAAGCAGAAGUUGAAGCAAAAUUGGCUGGUAUGUCCCUUAAAUCUCCUACAAGUUCGACGUAUCCACGUCGUUUAUAUGAUCGACAUUCAAGUGUCGAAUUCCUGUCCCCCGAUGCUGCAAUUUAUUCGGAUCCAGCAGCAACUCUUGCGCAACAAAGAGCUCGUCUUCAAUCGAACACGGGUAAUCGUAGCUCUUUAUAUUCUUCUCGACCUAAAUCCAUGGUAUCAGAAAAUAGAACGAGUAAUGGUCGACCAAAAUCCGCUGAUCUAAGUGCACUUCCUUGGACUCCGACAGGGUUUCCAUUACGUUCCCCACGACCAACAUUUGAUGGAGAACUGUCACCACUUAUCGGGGGAAGUUGGGCUAGUAUGGUUUCAACACCAGUUGUACCUAUGUUUGCUGAAAAUAAAAAUAAACAAGCAGCUGAUGCAGAUAUGGUUAAUAAAAAAUUGACCAAUUGGAGUAAUAGUUCUGGUAAUCGUGUUGUAUUAGAAAGUGACGUAAAAAAAUUCCGUCGAAAUCACGGAAAAUCAAAUUCCGGUGUUCCCGCGACGGUACAAGAAGAAAAGUAUAGUUCAAAUCAAGCAAAUAUUGUUUUAGCAAUGUAUGACGCUGAUGGAAAUAUUCGUUCACCUCAAAAUUCUCCUAUUCCCAGUCCAAAGUCAAUUGGCAGACAGGGAUCGCGUCCAUCGUCACCUAAUCCUAAUUCAUCUAAUUUGUAUCCUGGACAUUCUAAUUGGGCACCAUCAACUGGAGGGGGCAAAGGAAUUCAUUUGGCACCUCCGAACAUGGGCUAUAACGAAGAAAACGGUGAAACGGUUGGUUAUCAUAGUGAUCAUAGCGAUGUAUCACAUAAUAACGGAAAUACAAAUAUGAACACAAAAAAUCACUCUAAAAAUAAAAAGAAACAGAAUGACGAUACUGUUGAUUUUAAAUUAUUGGAAGAUAUUCCUGCAUGGUUACGCAGUCUGCGUUUGCAUAAAUACACUCCUGUAUUUGAAGGAAUGAAAUGGCAAGAAAUUAUCGAGUUGGAUGACUCUGAAUUAGAAAGAAAGGGUGUCGCAGCUCUUGGUGCCAGGCGUAAAAUGCUUAAAGAAUUUGAUAAAGUCAAAGCCGCAAUGGCUGAAAAAGAAAAAGCUGAAAAGGGAACAUAA
Diversispora eburnea is the source of this 1650-nucleotide messenger RNA. NCBI's taxonomy places the organism in Eukaryota, Fungi, Glomeromycota, Glomeromycetes, Diversisporales, Diversisporaceae. The record is from the annotation of a GenBank genome assembly.